Molecule: messenger RNA, 8258 nt
Organism: Frieseomelitta varia
Lineage: Eukaryota; Metazoa; Arthropoda; Insecta; Hymenoptera; Apidae
Product: R3H domain-containing protein 1-like
Exons: 16
Coding region: 1088-4987 (1299 amino acids)
Molecular function (GO): nucleic acid binding
Source: RefSeq, a predicted model, not a curated record
CGAGUCCGCGAUCCGAGGGACCGCGCCGCGUUUCUCUCUCAGUCUCUCGCGCAAAGCGAUUUCGUGGCGACGUAUCGUUGCACACGAUAGAUCGUGGGCUGCUCCAGGUCUUCUUUACGUGUGUCCCAGUGUCUCUCUCUCUCUCUCUUUCUCUCUCUCUAUAUAUCUAUCUAUCUAUCUAUCUAUCUAUCUAUUCUCUCUUCUUCGCUCCUCUUUCUCACCUCUUUCGGUGACAGAGUGACAGUUUCUUGAUCCUUCCACCUUCGGUUCGGCCUCUCUUCGCACCUUCGGUUUUCGCGUUUCUACCCUGUCAGCUGCUGGAAGAUGAACACGCUGGCAACUCGGUUCACGGGGGAGCAUGGAUCAUCUUGGUAGGAAGGAAACGUGGUGGUUGUUCGAGAUAGCGGCGAAGAAGGGAUCGCAACAGGCCGACAGAGAAAGAGUGUAUUGCUAUUUUCGAGACGCCGUGGAGCCCGGCCAACGCGUGCGUCCGGUUUACGAGCUUGACGAGUGUAACGACGAAGCUUCGAAAAAGAAAGAAAUCGAGAAUCGCGAAAGGUGAAAGGGGAGAGAAUAUUUUCGGUGUGAAAAACGGAAGAUAGGUUUCAACGACGAUGAUCGAUAAGUUAAUGAUAAAUCGUGCGUUUGUCGUGGAUCGAAGACAGUGAAUAACGAGUUGAGUUUUAGUCAAGAGAGAAGAGAAAAAGAGAGGAUGCCUCGAACGAACACGUAGCUGUUGUUUUUUCUUUUUUCGAGUCACUUUGUCGCGAUGAUUGCUACUCUUUGUCAAUUAAUCGUCAUGGAGAUUGGCCUCUGGAGAGAUAGACGAUUUGUAAAUCAAAGUGCAGGUUGAAUGAAAUCGAUGGAAACAUUUGUUGUUCAGUGAGCGACGAUAUUUGCGAACGUAACACGCGUUUGAUUGUAAUCAGUGUACGAUGUUGGAAGGUGGACGUGCAGUGAUUUGGCUCCUUGUAUCAGCCCCACGAGCUGCACGCCACCCGAAAGAUUCACGUACUAACCCAGUUGCACCUAUUUGAACCCACCAGUUGCAGAGUCCUGCAUCGUAACCCCAUGACGCAUUUAACACAUGGCCCGCCUGGAGAUACCAAGUAUAGUGGUGCAUAAAGGCAGCAGCAGGUCGCAUAGCCGACCUGAGAGUCCCACGGUGGUAGUGCGAGGAGGAAUGCCCUCACUGCCAUCCUCUAGGCAAGGCUUUGUCAUAAGUGGCUCCAAUACAUCAUAUCAGAACAGCCCGGAGUCGGAUAUGAUAGACGGGAAUGCCAAUCCGAAUGUCGGCUCUUCUCCUACAUCAAAUUCUCAUCACCGUAGCUCGCCCUCCUGUCCUCCUGACAAAUCAGACACAGAGAACAAGAACUUUCGUACCAGGACAAAUACGAAAGUUAAGUUGCUGGUCAGGAGCCAUGCUAUGAGAGAGUCGACGUCUCCCCCGAGGGAGCCACACAACGGUUCGUCGUCUCCGCACAGUCCACAGUCGGUGGACGGUGAAAAAAAGUUCGUGGGCAGCCUGUCACCGAAUUCCACUAACGCCAAGCUCAAUAACAACGAGUCAAUGUUCAACAGUAAUCUUUGUCCGAAUCAAUCCCCGAAGCAAAUGCGUAACACAGCCACAUCGCCCACUUGUCGAACACCGUCACGAAAUGGUCAAUCUAGUCCCUCGCAAGUUCAGUCGCCAAAGAACAAUACCUCUCCAACAAACGGCAAUAAAUCGGAGAACCAGCGCUCCAAGAUGACAGGCUCGCAUGUGAUCCAGAAAUGCAAUAACUGCGUGAAGAACAAUCAGAAUGACCGGCCCGGCCUGCUUCAGACGCCUGUGUCACCAUCGAAGACCGGCCAGGGAUUGCAACACUCGCCGAAGAGCACAAACCUGGCUCAAAACGUGAACAAUCAGCAAAAAUUGGAACAACGUAGACCGAAUACGUUGAACAUCUGUAACAAUCAAUGUACGACGCAGUGUGGCAACACCUUGUCCGUGAGCAGGCCUGGUUCGCGGCACAAGCUCAGGCAUCAAAAUUCUUCCCAGGGUAGCUUUGAUAGCGCGUCUCCUUGCCUCUCGCGAGAUAGUAGUACGGAAUUAUACACAGACAGUACCGGAAUAGACCUAGAACAUUUCAUAGCGGAAACGAUAAAUCGUAAUCAGAAGGAUCGCACGGUGCUACUAAGAAUCGAGAAAGAUCUGAUAGAGUUCGCGAAGGACAAACAGAAAGUCUGUCACAAGUUUCCAAACAUGUCCUCUUACAAUAGAAUGCUGGUGCAUCGCGUGGCAGCUUACUUUGGCAUGGAACAUAACGUCGAUCAGUCCGGUUCCAGUGUGAUAGUUACUAGGACGAAAAACAUGCGAAUUCCAAACACUCGUUUCAAAGAACACAUCAGAGAUGAUCUGAUUCUAUCGGAAGAACCACGAAGAAGUAUUCUGAAGAGAGAUUCCAGCUCGUUUGAGGACAGUUUCAAUUUUAAGUCGCCUGAUAGAUUGUCCGGCGAUUAUUGUCGACAGAAUAAGAGUUUCGAAGAAAGGGAGGAGGAGUACGAACGUGCCAGACGAAGAAUAUUUAAGGACAGCAGCGGAGACAGUAGCGAAGUUACUUCCUGGCCUUAUUGGUCCUCUUCGGAAAGCUCUGACGCUUCUGCGAGAUAUCGUUUGUUACAUCCUUCGGAUCAUACAAUGAGAUUAUGCUGCGUGUGUAAUAGGCAAUCGAAGCUGUUGAAAGGGGAAUCUUUCGACGGAAGAGAAUCCUGUCGUGGUUCCGUGUUGAGACCAUCCGUUUCCAAAUCCUUUAGCUUUGGCGGUUACACCAGGGGGAUGCUUUCUAGAGGGGACAGUGUUACGUCUACUCAUAGCGCAGGGGCUCGUCUUAUGAAGCAAGACUCAGGUGCUAGUAUGUGUUCACGGCUAAGUCCUUCGAGCAGUGGCUAUAAAUCACAGAGUCAACGUAGCGAUGCCACAAUAUCGCCGUCUCCUUCGCCAUCCCCUGUAGCGACCAUGACCUGCAGUCACACCCAAGUAUCUAGUCAGGAUCUUGCUUCUCCGGAGUCGAAUAACCAAACGGUGAUGUGGGCGGUUACCAGUAUAUCCAGCGUACCGCCAGGCAGUAUAAUUAUAAAUCCACAAACGAAUCAGCCGUACACCAAUCCGGAUGGUUCGAUUUAUCGUUUUGACCCGGAGAAUCCACCUAAAUUUUAUACUGCUGCAUUGCCGCACGAGAAUGAAAGGAAUAAUAGUAUGUCGCCCACCAAGAAUAUAGAAGUAUCCGAGCCAUCCAAAGUGACACAGAAUAACGCAAAGAAUGAUAAUAAAAAGAAAUCGCAGUCUAACAAGCACAACGGUGGCAAUACAACGACGGUGACUCAUGUAACAAACUCCGCAACAUCGCCGAGUUUGCCAUUCACGCCACCACCUCAACAGAAUUCAGGACCAGUGCAACAACAACAGCAGCAGCAGCAGCAGCAACAACAGCAGCAGCAAACGCAGCAACAACAGCAGCAACAACAACCACCACAUCAACAACAGCAACCGCAGCAGCAACAAAUUCUAGUCAAAUCGUCAUCGACGGUGCAAACUUGUAAUCAUAACCAAGCAGCUCAACCAUACACGACCUACGUACCUACCUCAGAGCCGUAUAACCAGGGUGUCUAUCCACCCUCCGUGGGGCAACAGACUGUGAUGAUGGCUCCUCAUCCGAGCCAAAAUCAGGCAAAUAUUCAAAACAAUGGUCAGAGUGAUGUAUUUAAUCAGAAUUCGGUUUACGCGAAUUAUGCAGUACCUGUGCAACAAGGACCAGUGUCGCAGACAACGGAGAUAACUGAAUUGUCGGGAUAUUUCAUGGGCAUGAGUAUCUACGACCAACGCAUGACCGGUGAUAAUCAUUCUACGCCACCGCAAUCUUACCCGCAACCGCAACCAUCUACAAAUCAGGCAGUACAGAAUGUACAGACGAUGCCACAAAAUUACUGGCAACCACCGCCUAAUUCUGUACCGCCACAACAAACGAUGUAUUUCGUACCUCCGCCUGGUGCAGCGCUUUCAGUCAGUCAAGGUCCAAGUGACAGACAACCAUUGCAUCAGCAACAGAGAUUUACAACAAAUUACUCUUUCAAUGCACAAACUAUGACUCCUCCGAGCCAAUCAAAUUCUAAUUACGUGGGUAAUUAUCCAGUCCCUUACAAUUCGAUGCCCGCUGUAACACCGACACCAGGCGAUUACACGUAUCAACCACCAGUUCAUAUGGUACCUACGUACUAUCCACCAAGUCAAACGGCGAUUCAGCCACCACCUGUCAUGUACAGAGUGCCAACACCACCAAAUACUCCAACUUCUAAUCAGAUGCCUGGAAUGCCAUUGAUGUACGUCAACUCUGGUAGUUAUCCGCCACCAACGAUGGUAUCCAACGGAACAUUUGGCCAUCAAGUUGGACACAAUGGAACUUCUCCUGCACCUCCUGGAACUUACAUGACUCCUGCGCUGGUUCCCAACCUCGUUUUUAGACAAAAUGUUCCUGUUGUUGCUGGCGUUCGAGCUUCAACGCCAGGUAACUCUCAGAGGACUAGCAGGUCACCGACUCCAGCACAUGAACUGUUCGGAAGUGGGAGCGGGGACAGAAGCGCACAACCCCAACCACGCUACCCACUGCCAAUGUAUCAGGGUGUCCAUAUUGUUCAAGGAGAUAUGAGAUUAAUGCAUCCCGCAGUACCAGCCAAUCCGCGGUUACAGUAUGCACCAGUACCAUCACCACCUGUUGUUCAAGGUUGUCCACGACCAUACCGACCGCCUUCUUAUUCGUCGAACAACUCAGGUGCUGGUACACCAACCUCGUUUGAUGGAAGAAAUCAGAAAAUUCGUAAACAGAGGGACCGUGAAGGUGACAAUCACCCGGCGGAACCAACUGGUACAAUAUUAAAUACCUGGGCCAAUUUUGGAAAAAAAGGAUCAGCGCUGAACAUGAAGAAGAAGGCAAUUAAAUCGUUAGGCUGAUUGAAAGGAAUCUGGAUAAGCAGCUCGUGGUUUAUUGCUAUACAUACAUACACGAUUCUUAUUAAUAAUAUUAACGAUAUCUUUAAUUAAAUAUCUAAGAGAAAAGAGAUAUAAAAAGCACAUACUAAACUAAAGUAUAAAAUUCACAAAAAUCGAAGAAGAAACAAACGAGAACGAAAACCAUCUCUAAGAUUAAAAAAAAAAAAAAAAGAAAGAAAGCGUUAUACAUCCCUUUUGAUAAAACGCGGUGAAUGAUAAUACCAACACACACAUACACACACAAAAAAAAAGAUGUAAAAGAAAAAGGAAGCCACAUGGAAUUCGUUCAUACCGAAUAAAAAUCUGAAUUAUCAGAAUAUUCGAAAAAAAAGAAGAAAGAAAAGGAGAAGCAAAGGAAAAUAUAUUGCAUGUGCAAAGAAAAGAAUAAUCUGUGCGUUGUUUUUUGGCGUAGGGAACGAUAGGCACAGUGGUACACACCGAACCGAGUUACUGAACAGAAUUUUAACUAUUAUAAUUAUUAUAUAUUAUAUAUACAGUAUAUUAUAUUAUAUCUGGAGAUAUUUUAAUCGCGGUUUUACAGAUACUAUAUGAAUGUGAGAUUUACUUUUAAGAAAAAGUACUUUUAAAAUGAACACAGAUAUAUAUGCAUGGAUUGCCUGGCUCGGUCUACAGAUCAGUCUCGACUGGCUAGGAAAUCCUUAUUACAAAUAAUGUACGAGUAUUAUAUAAAUACACGUUACUGAGUACGUUUACAGUAGCAGCCGCAAACGCUGUCCAGCCAGAAUCUUUUGGUCGGAUCUACGUUCUUUCAGGAAUGAUCAUUGCUCACUGAUUCUUCUGUGUACUGCCACCAAAAGAAUUGCGUUAAUCUUAAACAAAACCAAAACGAGAAAAAAAGUAAAAAAAAAAAAGGAAAGAAAGAAGAAGCAGGACGAACAAAAGUAAUUGCUGCCAGUCAUGAUUCGCGGACAGAAUGAAAUUAUUUGCUACCUCAAUUUUAUAUCGAAAAGAUUUUUCAUGUUAUCGGCCUUUUACGAAGUUGUAAACUCUUUCAAGAAAGCUUCUGAUUCUUUUCAUUCGAGGAACGAGACUAACCACGAUUUCAUCGAAUAUUUAAUGAUAUUUGCAAUGUGAUUUAUUGUAUAUAAGUAUCGCGUAAACGAAAUGUUUUCGAUCAAGGAGAGAAACGUGAUUUAUAUUCGAAACAUCCUCUCUGGCAUAAUAAUCGUCUCCCUAUGAUACCUUGCAUUCUAAGAUUCCUCAACGCUUCUGAUCUCUGACGAUUACUUUAGUACAAGUUAACGUAUCGCUCGUGAAGAGAACAUGUAAACGUAUUCAGUAUAUGGAUCUAUAUAACUAGUUCGACACAAGUAGUUAAGUAGCGCGAAACCAUCACAGCUUUAGUGUCACAGAAAAAAAACCUGCCUCGCAUGCGUCUUUAAAAAAAAAAGAAAAAAAAAGAAGAAGAAAUACAUUCUUUUCCUUUUUCCGUUGAUUGUCCAUAAAUAGGGAAUUGAUGUGAAGUUUUAGCCAAUACGAGACGCGCACGUUUAAUGACAAGCAUUAUUAUUUUGUAAGGUUCCUCCGCGAGGAGAAUGAAAAUGAAAAUGCAACAGAUGCUUCACACAGUAACUAUGAUUCGUCUUCCAAGCUUCACAGCACGCUUCUGUAUCCUAUAGAUAUCCGAACUACGUAAUUAGAUAUACUUUUCACGCCCGAUUCUAUGAAGAAGCAAUAUAUAUAUUAGUUUGGCAGCGGUGAUGGUGACGCGUGAUUGUCGUAAUUAAUAAUGUCUCCGUCUGUGAAAAUAAUUCAUCUGCGGAUCAACGUAGACGAUCUUGGUGUCACAAUUAAUAUUCAUACUUAAUUAAUAAUCGAUCUGCUCCCCGAAAUUGUGUUAGAUUUAAUUUUUUAAAUAUUUCGAACAUAAUUGAAAGAUCGUUCUUGGUUUUUGGCAAGAUGUGUACGUUGUUUCGCACGAGAAAUACCAAGUGGAAUCCAUCCAGAAGCUUCGCUUACGGUGAUUGUACUUCAGGACGUAGGUGAAGGGUGUGCCUAUCUUUUUAUGUGAAGUUAAUUAAAACGAGAGAAAAAAAAACGCGCGCACCGCGACCUUUUAUCUACCCUAUGCCAAGCGACGCGAAAGAGAGGCACUACUUUCUUCGUAAGAAAGCGUGAUAAAUUUAACUAAAAUGUUUUAGAUUUAAAAAUGAAAAUGAGUGAAAAGAAAGAGUAAAACAAAAAGAGAGAACGCGAGAGAGAGAGAGAGAGAGAGAGAGAAAGACGUAGCCUGGGAACGAAAGAGAAACCUAAGCAGAAUAAAUAUUAGACGGUUUCAAUUAUAAAGAGAACCCAAAUGUUUCAAUUAUAAAGAGAUGGGCGCACAACAAAGUAGUGUUUAACUGUACCUAAAGUCGUCGUAGUGAUUAAUGAAGAUAAUUGUACCUAUAACUUAAAGAAAAAAAAGAAAAAAAGAAAAACAGUUCAUGAAUCUCUCUAAAACAUAAUUAACAAACGAAGGAAAAGAAAAAAAAAAGUGAAACAGGAUUAUAAUCGACUAUCGAGAGAAAAAUCGCCUGCAAGUGUCGUUCGUCAUUUUACUCAUCACGUUCAAACACAUUAUUUUGAAAUAUUACGAGGAUGGGACGUGAGAAAACAAUGGAAGAAGUACAUAAUAUUGUAUAAUAAUAAUAAUAAUUUAUGGUCGAGCGUUAUUUGCAGGUAUUCGCGCUUAAUGUGCAACCGGAGCAGCUGAACCAAAGUCAUGAUUGUAAUUGCACAGUCACAUUUAUUUAUUUUUUCAUUUCGCUCGCAUGCGCUUUUAUCAGGAUGCUCGAUGCAGCUACCUCUUACACCACGGUCGUUCUUAUUUUACAGAUAAUUGCUUUAUUUAAUACACAUAUGUUAUAAACUGUGAGAAACUAUGUGUAAGAAAGAAUUCAGAUUUUCGAGGUGAUCGGUAGUUAUAUCGAGCACCGUUCACAAGUGAUUUCGUAAGUUUGCCUGAGCUAUUUUAACAAAGUAAGAAGAGAAAAACAGAGGGAUAAAGAAACAACAGAGAAAGAGAGAAAGAAAGAGAAUCGUUCGAUUAUCGGAUGAUGAAUGGGCUCGGGGAAUAUUAAAAAAAAAAAGAAAAAAAAAAAGAAACUAUAUAACGAUCGAAGAGAACGGGUGAUGAAGUCGUUGUGACUUCGCAAGACCUCACGUUCGUUUCCUACUAUUUUUGUAUGCAACAUAAGAAAAAAAGGAGAUUGAUGGUAGCGAGAGAAUU